GAAGCCAUAUUCGUCGAUUUGAAUCUGUAGUUCAGUUAGCAUAACUGCAUAUCUGUAAGUUAGAGUGAGCCACUUUUGAAAGCCCCACAUUUAUUACUUAUACCAUGAAUACUUAUAAGAUGUCGGCUGCGUGUUAAGGCGACAGUGCGUGUGGAACAAUGUAGCGGCAGUGAAGUAAUGUCAACUCAUCACGACUUUGCUCCUUUAGUAUGAGCUCGCUAUCACCCCAGACUCUAGCAUCAAGCUCAUCAUGCAGGACCCUACCUGGAGAGGGAAAUCAGGUACAGCCAAAGGCCCCGCUCCUGCAGAUUCUGCGUGUUGCCGGAGCCCAGGAAGAAGUCUUCACACUCAAAGAGGUGAUGCACUACUUGGGUCAGUACAUCAUGGGGAAGCAACUGUAUGACAAACAGAGGCAGCACAUCGUCCACUGCCAGGAUGAUCCUCUGGGAGAGCUGCUGGAGGUGGAGAGCUUCUCCGUCAAAAACCCGAGCCCGGUGUAUGAAAUGCUCAAGAAGUACUUAGUUGUGCUUGGUUGUUCUGACGCUGCAGAGAAUCUUUCUGUGGGCCGUGAAUGUGUAGAUGGCGGAGUGGAGGAUCGUGGUCAGUUGUGUGGAGGUUUGGUCAAAGCAGGGCUGGAGGCUGUCAGUGACGUGCCUCUCCUGCAGACCCCCUCCCAGAGACGACCUCGGGAGCCAGAUGAUGACUCCCUGGAAGGCCUGCCACGGUCAGCCUGCAAACGGCCCAAACUGGAUGUUACUCUGGACGAGUGGGACCUCUCUGGCCUACCCUGGUGGUUUCUGGGUAAUCUCCGAAGUAACUACAGCCGUAGGAGCAAUGGCUCCACUGAUAUCCACACUAACCAACUGUCUCCUGCACAGGAAGAGGACACAGCCAUUGUGUCAGACACUACAGAUGACCUCUGGUUCCUGACUGAGGGCGAGAGUGAACAGGUGAGUGUGGAGAUGAAAGAGGCUGCGCUGGAGGAAGGAAGCGGAGGAGAAGGGGAGCCUCCGCCUGAGGAUGAUGAUGGAGGAGGCGCAGGGAAGGAGGAGAAAGCGGAUCGAGAGAUGCAGGAGGAGCCAGAUGAGGACUCGCAGUGUCUCAGUGAUGACACUGACACAGAAAUCUCUACACAGGAUGCGUGGCAGUGCACAGAGUGCAGGAAGUAUAACACACCUAACCAGAGGUACUGUGUUCGCUGCUGGGCUCUACGUAAGAACUGGUACAAAGAUGUCCCUCGACUCGCCCAUUCCCUCUCUGUUCCUGACAUCCCAGCAUGCAGCUCGCUCACCACCCAUGAUGAAGAAGAUGACAGCGACACUGGCAUUGAUGUCCCAGACUGCAGCAGGACGGUGUCUGACCCUGUUAUCCUGCCCUCCCACUCCACAGCUGACCGACCCCUGCCCACCAUGAUUACAGGGAAAAGCCAGGCACAGUGGCCCUCAAGCUUCCUCAAGGAUGAGCAGCUCUCAGACGGGGACAGUCAGGAAAAUCUGGGGAUGGAGGUUGAAGAAGUUAGGCCUGAGGCACUGUUGGAGCCUUGCAAGCUCUGUCGAGUGCGACCACGCAAUGGAAAUAUAAUACACGGACGUACGGCUCACCUGCUAACCUGUUUCCCAUGUGCAAGGAGGCUACACAAGUUCCAAGCUCCUUGUCCAGGGUGUGGGAAGAUAAUUCAAAAAGUUAUUAAGAUAUUCAUUCUAUAAAAGCCCGCAAACACAAGCACACACAUCUGUCAGUCUCUGGGCAACUAAAUAACAUAAUAUAACACACAUUCAACCACACCGCUGCAUGCACUCUGGUACACACACACUCUGACACACACACACACACACACACACAGAAAAUGUGCACCUUACCUUUAUAACCUAGACAGAUAUACACAAAGUAUAGCACUUGGUAAAGCUUGCUCUUGGUUGCAUGGUUUAUUUUGCAUCACACUGCCACUGAAGUAUUGCUAGAUGAAACACAGGAGUUUGUUAUACCAAAUGUUUGUUUUGGUGCCACAUUUAAAUAAGGGACACACACAAAGGCAGAAGUAUUUAUUUAUUUAUUAGAAGAUCACUUAAGACUUUUUGGGAGGUAUUAUUUGAUUUUAUGAAGGCUUGUUUUGUUUUGUUUUUCAGGCUAUCAAAUUGGCUCACUGAAUUUUGCAUUGCAUUGUUGAAUGGUGCCAUUUAGAAACUAGUGCUUGCCUUAGAUCUGCCAGUUUUGUUUGAUUUUCUUUCCUCUUUAGAUUCACUUCAUUCAUCUCGGCAAAACUGGAAAAGUCAGCGCAGGUAUGUUACUACAAUCAAAUUUUUUUCAAGCAUCUUCUGGACAGAUAUGUUCUCUGUUCACCCUUUUAUUUUUAUCCUCUUAGGUUUUUCUGGCUCAGAGAGUUGAGUUAUGAAGACAAGAUUGAAGGAAAAACAGGAAAGAGUCUUAAAACCAUGAAUUUCCUUUUUCAGCCGCUGCAGCUCCAUGAAAGUAUCCUCAGAAGCUUUUUCUUAAAAAUAUGAAAUCUCUCAGCAUAAGUGAAUGUACUGUAAAAUACAAAUGUGGUCGUUUAAGUCCUGUUUCUCUCAACAUAGUAUUUUAAAAAGUUAAAAAGUAGAAUUUAACCUGCUUGAGAAUGCACAGCUGAAGUAUUUACUGUAAUUUCCUCUUCGGGUAGUAAUUCGAUAUUAAUAUGUAUUCAAUAUGUACAAUUGCCAAGCCUCUGAUAGUUAUGCCUGCAGUAUCUAAUGUUUCAUAUUUGUUGGUUAAAGUUUAAAUUGUUAUCAUUCAGAAAAGGGUACUUACUUUAUACCUUUUCCUGGAAUUAUGAUGAAUGAACAAUUUCUGUAUAUCUUGUAUUUAAUUUAUUUAUGAAUCUGUUUUAAUUGUUGAGAUGACCACCUCUGAUGAAGCAGAAAAACAGCUCAGUUGUUGCAGAGUUCUAAUAUGCGGUUUUGAGAUAAAAUUAGUUUGAAAGUUAUACAGAAAGUUGAAAGGAAACCGGCUAAGUUACCGAAUCUGCGAACAAGAUCGCGUAGUACUUAUUUGGAUUUGGGGGAUUGAUUUAAGCGUUACACUGCCAUGUAAUGACGUUGAACUUAAUUUGUAUAUAAUAGAUUUUAUUUUGAUGGUUCUGCUUUAUUUGAAGAUUGUAUAACUUGGAGCACAUACAUACUGUUGCUGAGCUGUCUAUAUAUACAGUGUGUUCACAAGUAAGAUGUCCAGUGACAGAAAGCAUCUAACUCUUGGCUUUGCUUAGCAUAGAGGGAAAUAUAGUCUGCUCUUUACUUGCGCUUGCUCUUUCUGCCAGUAGGUGGGGAGAAGUCUCAAUAUUGUAUCUGGUGCCCACAGAAGCUGUACAGUGCCAGUAAUGACAUGUGAUGCAUAUAUAGAGCAUGCCUCCUGCUGUGAGUAGAUCCAGCACUGAGCUGGUGUAAGAGAUAUAUUAGCUGUAUUAAAAUCUAUAAAAGAUUAAUGUAGCCUGUUGUAUUUAUCAGCACCGAUGUGAAAUAAGAACGGACAGAAACUUCCUCUAAAUACAGACCUCAUAAAAAAGUGCUCAAUACCUAUUUAACAGUUAAUCCACGUUCAGAAUGACAGACUUAAUUAGUUGCAAUUAUUGACGAAGACUAAUGUACUCCAACAUGGUACAGCUAAUAGUUGGGCUUUUUUUUUGUACUUGUUACAGAAUAAAAUAAUUGUUUUGUAAAGCAAUAAAGA
Molecule: messenger RNA, 3699 nt
Organism: Acanthopagrus latus (yellowfin seabream)
Lineage: Eukaryota; Metazoa; Chordata; Actinopteri; Spariformes; Sparidae
Gene: mdm4
Product: MDM4 regulator of p53
Exons: 11
Coding region: 210-1706 (498 amino acids)
Biological process (GO): protein ubiquitination; regulation of cell cycle; negative regulation of apoptotic process
Cellular component (GO): nucleus
Molecular function (GO): ubiquitin-protein transferase activity
Source: RefSeq, a predicted model, not a curated record